Messenger RNA from Naegleria fowleri, 1446 nucleotides. RefSeq lists its product as uncharacterized. The transcript has a single exon. Gene Ontology annotation, cellular component: plasma membrane. Bases 1 to 1446 code for a protein of 481 amino acids. The record is from RefSeq and is a predicted model, not a curated record. Gene Ontology annotation, biological process: zinc ion transmembrane transport. NCBI's taxonomy places the organism in Eukaryota, Heterolobosea, Eutetramitea, Acrasida, Naegleriidae. Gene Ontology annotation, molecular function: zinc ion transmembrane transporter activity.
AUGCCGUUCACCACCACCACUGAAGGUUUAGCUCCCCUUCCAUUUCCUCUUAAUUUCCUUUCCACAAUACAAUCAUCGACUCUGACCAAUAAUAAUGAAACUGCCACCAAUCACACCGCCUCAGAAAAUUCUCUCACACAAGAACAACUCACGACCUUAAUGGCCACCAAAUUAAGCACUCUCUUUGGUAUUCUUAUUGGAAGUUUUUUAGUUUCUUUGGUUCCUUUAUGUUUUGGUCGAAUUCCCUAUUUAAGAAAACGCAUGAAUCAUGGUUUGAUUAGCAUUGUGAUUGAUCAAUGCAAUGGUUUUGCAGGAGGUGUUUUAUUGAGUGUUGGAAUUUUACACUUGAUGAAUGAAGGUAAUGAACUGUUGCAUGAAGGACUGAAAGCUUUGGGAGAUGAAAAAGCAGCAGAAUAUCCAUUUGCUCCAAUGGUCAUGUGUAUGGGUUUCUUGGUUUUGUAUGGAUUGGAGUUUGUUUUGCUUGCAUUCUUAUCGAAUUGGUUCAAAACUUCGAAGGAUUCUCAUGACCAUGGACAUCAUCAUCAUGACCAUGGACACAGUUGUGAUUCUCAUGUGAUAACCAUCGAGGAAAAAGCUUUAAAAUCUCCUACCAAUGAAAUGAUGAUGAAUGGCAAUAACAAUUCACAAGAAAUGCUCGAAGAAUUACCCACUCUUAACACCAGUGCCAGUCAAUUCUUAGAGGAAGAAGGUAAAAUAGACUUGUCAAUUGCCAACAUGAAUGGAAGCAUGGACACGAUGGAAGGAAGUGUCGUUUCAUCAACCAUACCGUUGGAAAAUCAACCUUCUCCACCCUCGAUUGUGGACAUUGAAAAUCAAGCAAAGACCACCUGCGAACCAACUGUUUGUGCUCAACAUCAUGCUCAUCAUGAUCAUGGUCACAACAGUGGAGAUCACACUGCAUGUGCACACCAUGAAGCGACUCAAAUGCUUUUCGAAACCAAUCACAAACAUGGAAUUCCACUUGUAUUGACUGCUAUUGUGCUGUGGUUGGCCCUUUCGACCCAUUCGAUUUUCAUUGGACUUGGAUUUGGAGCUGAGAACGAUAUUGGAAAUAUGUGGAGUAUAUUUGCUGCCAUUAUUGCUCACCAAUUUAUUGAGGCAUUUUCAUUGGGAUCAAUUGUGGAGAAGGGAUGUCGAAGUUUGUGGAUGGCCAUUUCAUUGUUGUUUUUGUACUCAAUUUCUGUACCAGUGGGUAUUGCGAUUGGUUUGGGUAUUGUUUCAGCUGCUCAAUCCAACGCUCUUGAGAAUGAAAGCUGGAAAGUGACACAAGGAAUACUCAUGUCUAUUGCAUCGGGUGCGUUUGUCUAUGUGUCCUUGAUGGAAAUUGCAAUCCAUCAGCCCAAGAACAAGUAUUUGAAAUUGUCUCGAUUUUGUUUAAUGUUGCUUGGCUUUGCUGCCAUGGCAGUCUUGGCUGUUUGGGCUUAA